AUGUCUGAUACACCCCUGGCCUCCUUGUCUCUGACACAUGUCCACUAUAACCCGGAGGAUCCCCUGUCCUUUGCAUCAGCAUGGCUCGCCCUUCUGCCCCAGGCGCUCUGCGUCUCAUAUACCACUCUGAUCUGGGCCACCAGGGAAAUUGAAGUGAUCUUCAUGUUUGCAGGACAGUUGGGCUGUGAAGGACUGAAUUUUGUGCUUAAGCGUCUCAUCAAGGAAGAACGUCCAAAGGAAAUGUUCGGCAAGGGCUAUGGAAUGCCCUCCUCACAUGCCCAGUUCAUGACCUUCUUCUCUGUCUAUCUUACCCUUUUCCUCCUCUUCCGACACACUCCCGCCUAUGCGACUUCCUAUCCUUUCUUAGGCACUUUGCUGAGAGCCUUUGUGACUAUGAUCCUUCUCGCUGUUGCAGGUGCAGUUGCUGCUAGCCGUAUCUACCUGAACUAUCACACCACCCGCCAAGUACUAGCGGGCUGUGGAGCUGGUGUGGUGUGUGCCUUUGGCUGGUUCAUCAUCACUGGCUUGCUCCGUCGCUGGGGAUGGGUUGACUGGGCUGUUGAAAUGACAAUUGCGCGUCUACUACGAGUGCGUGAUUUGGUGAUGGAGAUCUCCCAAGAGCCACGCGACGCGACAAUGCCAGAAGAGCAUCAUAUUGUCAUGGCCGAUGAAGUCGAUCAGACAGGAACUGAUAUCUCACCAGUCUCCGAUGACCAGCUGAUGGAGGAGGUUGCGGAGGAAUUGCGACAAGAACAGGUUCAAGACCAAGCUGCUGAAGCUAUACAGACCAUUGAACCGACCAGUACACAGCCCGAAAAGAAUAUAAAACGACCCGAACUACGUCGAGACAAUCCAGUAGCUCCUCCACCGCCACUUCAACCACCCCCGCCAGCCCCGGUGCAGCAAAAUGCGGAACAAGCCACGGAUUCCCUCAGCUUAGCACAGCUGCGCCGACUUGUUCAGGAGAUGCCAAAGGUGGAACAGCCGGCAUAUGCAUUUGAGUAUGCGGACUCACAGGCGUUCCCCGAAGAAUUGGACGAGUGGUUCCAAUACAAUGAUUUCGAUCGUGUCAUGCUGAAGGGCAUGAAAAUGACUUUUGAUCGUCAAUGGAGCAUCUUCUGCCGAAACAAUAACCCACAGGCCCCAGAUUCGUCUUGGGUGGACGCCUCAGACAAUCAGCGUCGCAAAUUCAUGUCACAGUCUCUCGACAAACUUCAAUAUCCAGAGAUAUCGGUACGGAUAGAAGCUUUGGAGAAUCUCUGUUAUGCUGUGACGGGUGUCUGGGGCCUCACUGCUGGUAGACCGACGCCAGACUAUCCCACAAAUCCAGACACGGAGACCGCUGCAGAAUCACCGCGGUCAAAAUCGCUACAGAUUGAAUGGAUUGAAAAGAAUGUUACGCUCAUUCAGCAAUGCGCAGGAAUCCCGUUGCUGGUUAAGAGGCUGUCGGAAUUAUUUGAUCGCACUCGUCACUCACAGACUGAUCAAGAGGGAUCGGAGUUUGACCGACUCCAUCCUGGCGAUAUCCCUGCACCUGAACGUGAAGCCAACCUGGUGCUAACAUUGCUGUAUUUUUCGAUUGAGAUCGGUCGUAGACAGGAGGCUCGGGACCCUCAAUUCACCCUGAUCCGUGAUGCAUUAAGCGAGUCGGACCCCUGCUUGCUGGUUACAAUUGUUGAAAUAAUUGCACGACUCCGAUGGGACGAGACUGCCAAUAUUCCUCUCACUCGCAUUAUUCUACUACUAUGGAAGUCUUUGCUUCUGGUCUUUGGUGGCAGUGCCCAAUUGAAGAAAACCAAGGACCUAUUGGAGCCAUCUAAGUUCCCUGAUGAGGAUUCCAACAAUCGCAGAGGGCCGUUCUUACAUGCGUCUCCACUGGACUACCACCUUUUCCGCCAGGAAAUUACAUCCAAAUACCCUGCUUACAACCCUCCACCACCUAUUGUUCCUCUGGAGCUGGAAAACAAUUCUAUCCUACCUCCUUUCCCACAGCAUCCUGCCAGGGGUAACACCUCCAGUGGUCUGUUUAGUGGAGUCGGACCGUCUAUCGCUGGCGGAAAUGGUUCAAUUCUCCAACAAGCUGUUCAUAUUGCAACCCCAGCACCCUCUCCGCCUCCAUCACCAGGUGGCCCUGGAGGCAAAGGCGGCAAGAAGCAAAAUUACCAAACCAACCAGAACUUCCCCCUGAUGUACCCUCCUUUAGAUGACACCAGCAAUAAAAUUGGGGGCAAAGGUACGACUGAACGGCAAGAUGUUUUGGUUGGAAAGCGGUGGGAAGGCAGCGAUGUUCCUGCGUCAAUUAUCGAGGCUGGCCGACUGUUCUCUACUCACGUCAAAAUGGCUCGGGCGAUGAGACAGCUGUGGGAGGAGCGUGAAAACUUCAUGAAGUACGACCGAGGCUGGAACCUAUCGCCUGAAGAUUUACGUGACGAGUUGGAUCAAUUAAAUAUGUCUUCCGACUCUGGUGCUUCGGGGGCCAAGAAGUCGACAAAGGAAACAGAUGAUCAAGACACCCAACGACGACUGGAUGCCGUAGAAGGCUUUUAUUCUCAAACACUGGUUCACCUCCAGUCAAUUACGAUUGUCUUUUUGAAGAUAAUUCUGACCAACGUCAGUGCUGUGGUGAAUCAGGCGACUUCUCAAACUAUGGGCAAUGGGCACGGUCUUGAUGGGUCCUCAACGGAGUUUUUCUCUGACUCCUCUGUCGACGAGCUUGAUAACAUCAGGCUGCGCGAGAUCACCUCGAAAGCCGUUUCUGGCACUUUACUUCUUCUCGUGAAAUGGUUUAAGCGAUCUCACGUCUUAAAGUUCGAGUAUAUGACACAGCUUUUACUGGAUUCGAACUAUCUGCCAUUGAUUCUGAAGAUGUUUGCUCAUCAAGAUGUGGAUCAAACAGUGGCUCAAAAGAACGACCGUGAUGAUCUAUCUUUCUUCCAUUUCUGCCGCGAGAAUACCGAUCAUCGAUCAGAUAUCGAUGAGCCUGACUGUGGAGAUACCGAAAGCGAAGAUGAAGCCGCGCCGCCACCAAUCUCCCGAAAUCGCCCUCAUCUGUACCGCGCAGAUACCUCAGUGCGUAACCUUUCGCACGAGGAAAACAUCGCCGGGUCAAAUGGCCCUGCUCGGCCCGAAGUCGAUGAACUAGGCUAUCCUACUGCCCCUCCCCCGAAGGAGCCGAUAACCGUCUUCUCAUUCCGCAAUUUCUUCUCUGCUAUCAAUUACCUUCACAUUAUGCAAAAGAUCACGCGUGACAAGGCACACCGCUGCUUGCUUCUUGUGCAGUACAAAUCUAGCACUAUCCUCCGAAAGGGCCUCAAGAUUCCUGACCCCUACCUCCGAUUCUAUACACUCAAGCUCUUCAAAUCGCAAGUGCCAUACUGUGGCCGAAAGUGGCGACAGAGUAACAUGCGCGUUAUCACCGCCAUUUACCUGUACUGCAAACCCGAACUUCGGGACGACUGGCUCGCAGGUUCGGAUGUCGAAGGUGACGUCGAAGUGGCCUUGCCACUGGAACAGGCUCUUCGAGGACUGACACACUGGUGGCAUUUGCGCCAGUACAAGGGCGUGAUGGGUGGGCGUGAAGGUACCACCAUUAUGGAAGAGGAGCGUGAUUUCUUCGUUCGUGAACUGGAGUCGAUGGGCUGGGGAUUUACUGAUGACAUGGUUGGAGAUGACUCGGAUAUGAGUAACCCCGUGAUGAAUGGAACGGAGUGGGAUGGUGGAUUGCAGACGGAGGGCUGGUCAUGA
Penicillium longicatenatum is the source of this 3744-nucleotide messenger RNA. RefSeq names its product Phosphatidic acid phosphatase type 2/haloperoxidase. Bases 1 to 3744 code for a protein of 1247 amino acids. Lineage: Eukaryota; Fungi; Ascomycota; Eurotiomycetes; Eurotiales; Aspergillaceae. The record is from RefSeq and is a predicted model, not a curated record. Gene Ontology annotation, biological process: cytoskeleton organization. Gene Ontology annotation, cellular component: cytosol. The transcript has 8 exons.